Molecule: messenger RNA, 689 nt
Organism: Eutrema salsugineum
Lineage: Eukaryota; Viridiplantae; Streptophyta; Magnoliopsida; Brassicales; Brassicaceae
Product: splicing factor 3B subunit 6-like protein
Exons: 1
Coding region: 83-457 (124 amino acids)
Biological process (GO): mRNA splicing, via spliceosome
Cellular component (GO): precatalytic spliceosome; catalytic step 2 spliceosome; U2 snRNP
Molecular function (GO): RNA binding
Source: RefSeq, a predicted model, not a curated record
AAUAGAACGAAGGUUUUUCUCUGCGACGGUAUAAGAAGAAGAAAAUCUCCGGGCUAAAGGAGGAGAAGGAGAUAAAGAAGCUAUGACGACAAUGAGUCUUCGCAAGCAAAACACCAGGCUCCCGCCGGAGGUUAAUCGCGUGCUCUACGUUCGGAACCUUCCGUUUAACAUAACGAGCGAGGAGAUGUACGAUAUCUUCGGCAAGUACGGUGCGAUUCGCCAGAUUCGGAUCGGCUGCAACAAGGACACCAAAGGCACGGCCUUCGUUGUUUACGAGGAUAUCUACGAUGCCAAGAACGCCGUCGACCAUCUCUCCGGCUUCAACGUCGCCAAUCGCUACCUCAUCGUGCUCUACUACCAGCACGCCAAGAUGAGCAAGAAGUUCGACCAGAAGAAGAAUGAAGAAGACAUUGCCAAGCUUCAGGAGAAGUAUGGUGUCUCUACCAAAGAUAAGUAACCUGUGUCCUCCUCGAUUCGAUGGUCGUCUUGCGAUUUAGGGUUUUUAAUUGGGGUUUAAUCCUUGUAUUGUUUGGCUCCUUUAUCCGUUAUAUCGACCAAGCAAUGAAAAAGUAUCUCUUUUUAACUCCAAUUAGCUAUUUCUGUUACGAAAUUUUGUGCUUUGAUGCAGUUGUCGAUGUUUGAUAAACAACCCUGUUUGAAGUCUUAUCAAUUUGCUUAGAUUUUGACCG